CAAAAAACCAAAACGGCUGAGGAUGUACCUCCGUGCCAAGACCCUCACUCAUCCCCAGUAGCGGGUAAGGGGAGAGGUCCAUGCACUAGGAAGUCUUACACAACACCUGGAAGCAAGGAGUUUAUGUGGAAAAGCAGCUCUUCAAACCUCAGUGUCAGAAAAUUGAGCUACAUUUUUUUAUAUGCACCCACUUCGCACAAUGAUUGUAAUCAAUGUGUACAACAAAUAUGUAGUCAUUUUUUUAAAAAGGUGUCGGCAUAAACAGCAAGAAAGUCAAACGUACAAGGCAACGCAAAAGACGAAUAAAUCAAAUGCCAGGGAGAGGAAAUACGGGUGGGGGUAAGGAAAGACAAGGGUUGGUUCUGCGCAGCGGACUGAGGAGCCCGAAGGGCGCGGCGGAACGCACCGCAAGUCCAAAAACAAAACAAACACGCAAGCGAGCCCCAACCCCAGAAGGCGCCCUCCGCCCGCCCCCCGGGCUCCCCGCGGCGCCGCGCCCCU
This is a messenger RNA of Chinchilla lanigera (long-tailed chinchilla), 501 nucleotides long. RefSeq names its product basic salivary proline-rich protein 1-like. Lineage: Eukaryota; Metazoa; Chordata; Mammalia; Rodentia; Chinchillidae. The record is from RefSeq and is a predicted model, not a curated record.